AAUCAUCGGAGCCAGCUGGAUAUUUUUGAUGAAAAUGUUGCCCACAUAAGUACUUGGUUGUAUCAAGCUGAAGCCUUGCUGGAUGAGAUUGAGAAAAAAUCAGCAAGCAAAAAGGAGGAAACUGUGAAGCGCUUAACAUCUGAAUUGGAUGAUGUUAGUCUUCGAGUGGAUAAUGUGCGUGAUCAGGCAAUCAUCCUAAUGAAUGGUCGGGGGAUGUCAUGCCGUGAACUUGUUGAACCCAAACUGGCAGAACUGAACCGUAACUUUGAGAAGGUCUCUCAGCACAUCAAAAGUGCCAAGAUGCUUGUUGGACAAGAACGACUUCCUGUCAUGUCAGAGGCCUGUGAAGUCAGAGUAGCUUUUCCAGACCUGGAAAAAUUUGAGUGUGACAUACAGAAUAUGUUAAAAGUUGUGGAAAAGCAUCUGGAGUUGAGUGGAGAAGAUGAAAAGCUGGAUCAGGAAAGAGCUCAGAUUGAAGAAGUUUUACAGAGAGGAGAGCAGUUGUUACAGCAGCCUAUGGAGGACCAUAAGAGAGAGAAGAUCCGCGUACAGCUGUUGCUUCUGCAGAAAAAGUAUAACAGUGUGCAGGAAUGCAGGUCAUUUCAAAGGAGGCAGGUGGUGGAACUCUCUCCAGUGUUUUCCCAGUAUAAGAAGGAACAUGAUAGUCUAAUGAAGUGGCUGGAUGAGGCUGAGCAUCGUCUGUCAGGGCUGCAAGGUGUGGAAGAUGAACAAAAACUACAGGCAAUCCCUGUCCAGCAGAGGUUAAAAGGCCACUUUGUCGCAGGGGCUAGGACCUUGCCUUUUUCAGCGGAAUACUUGGUUGAAAUCAAUAAAGUCUUGCUGGCCAUGGCUGAUGUUGAACUGCUGCUGAAUGCACCAGAGCUAAAUACUGGCAUCUAUGAGGAUUUUUCAACUCAGGAAGAUGCACUGAAGAACAUAAAAGAUAUUUUGGAUAAACUUGGGGAUCAAAUUGCUGUCAUACAUGAGAAGCAGCCUGAUGUCAUAUUAGAAGCAUCUGGACCUGAGGCAAUACAAAUAGGAGAUGCACUAACUCAGUUGAACGCGGAAUGGGACAGAAUUAAUAGAAUGUACAAUGAUCGUAAGUGUUGCUUUGAUAGAGCGAUUGAGGUGUGGAGGCAGUUCCACUGUGAUCUCAAUGACCUCUCCCACUGGAUAACGGAAGCUGAAGUGUUACUAGCUGAUGCCCGUGGUCCAGAUGGCAGCCUGGAGCUGCAGACAGCUGGGCUGCAUCAGCAGGAGCUUGAAGAAGGAGUCAGCAGCCAUCAGACCAGUGUUUCAGCAUUGAACAGAACUGGAGAAGGGAUCAUACAGAAACUGUCUGCUACAGAUGGGAGCUUCCUACAGGAGAAGCUGGCAGGAUUGAAUAGACGCUGGAAAGCAAUCACCACAGAGGUCAUGGAUAGACAACAGAGGCUAAAAGGAGAGAAUCAGCUGCUGAUAGAGUACAGGAAGAAGCUCGAUGAGCUGCGUUGCUGGUUAGAAAAUGUAGAAAAUGCUCUGGACACAAGAUUUACAUUUGACCAUGAAGAAAACUUGCAAGAAUUACAGGUCUUAAGUGAAGAGAUGGAAGUACAGGGAGACAAACUGGAAUGGCUGAACAGAGCUGAACCUGAUGUGCUUUUGGAUAAAAAUGUUGAUCUUCAGGAAAAGGACAAACUUUCCGAUUGCCUGCAGUCCCUCAAUGUGAGGUGGAAUAAGGUGUUCAGGGAAGUGCCUGAAAGAGUGAGAGAAUUGGAGGCAUUUGUUCGGCAGUCUCGUCUUGUUACACAGACAAAGUCUUCUGAUGCCCAAAAGGUGGUGCUAGUAUCUUCUUCACUGGAAAUUCCUGUUCAGACUCAGCAGGCUUUGGAACUUUCUGCACCUGCUGAUCUGGAUAAAACUACAACUGAGCUGGCUGACUGGUUGGUAUUGAUUGACCAGAUGCUCAAGUCAAACAUAGUCACCGUGGGAAAUACUGAAGAGAUCAAUCGGACUAUUGCACGAAUGAAAAUAACAAAGGCAGAUUUGGACCAGCGACACCCUCAGCUUGAUUCUGUUUUUACAUUGGCUCAGAAUUUGAAAAAUAAAACUUCCAGUUCAGACAUUAGGACAGUGAUCACAGAAAAAUUGGAGAAGGUGAAGAACCAGUGGGACAACACCCAGCAUGGCGUGGAGGUGCGGCAGCAGCAGCUGAAGUACAUGCUGACAGACAGCAUGCAGUGGGAUGAGCAGAGGCAAGAAAUGGCGCACCUCAUGGAGCAGUGUGAGAUCCGUCUGCGUAUGUUCCUGCAGGCCCCAAAAGAGACGCUUGUCAAGCAGAUUUCAGACAACAAACUGUUAGUACAGGAUUUGCAUAGAGGUGACAUCACAGUAGCUGCAUUCAACGAUCUUUCUAAUAAACUUCUUCGAGAGUAUCGUGAUGAUGACACAAGGAGGGUGAAGGAAACCACUGACCAAAUGAACACUUGUUGGGUUAAUCUGAACCAAAGAGCUGUUGAUAGGCAGAAUUUCUUGGAGACAGAGUUGAAGACUAUACAGGCCUCACACAAGGACCUGGAGAGCUUCCUCAAGUGGCUUCAAGAGGCAGAGACAACAGUUAAUGUUCUAGCAGAUGCAUCGCAGCGUGAGAACACUGCUCAGGACAGUGCCUGCAUCAGGGAACUCAGAAAGCAGAUGCAGCAUGAGGCACUACUGUGUGUAAAUAGACUUAUUUCUGCAUUUCGUUGCAUUCUGUGUGGUCAAUCACACCAAGAUAAAGCUGUUAUUUUACAGUUUGCUCGUUGCCUCUAUGCAGCUGUGAAGCACCUUGGUGCUUCAAUGGAAAAUGGAAACAAUGGAACAAUGGAAAAUUGUUCGCCCUUUUUCAUUGUGCUGCAGUCUCAUUAA
Leptosomus discolor (cuckoo roller) is the source of this 2886-nucleotide messenger RNA. The record is from RefSeq and is a predicted model, not a curated record. NCBI's taxonomy places the organism in Eukaryota, Metazoa, Chordata, Aves, Leptosomiformes, Leptosomidae.